GGAGGGGGUCUGCUCCCUGGGCCGGCCCGCACCCCGCAGCGGCUCCACGGGCCGCGGGUGUGAGGGGCGGGUCCAGGCCUCGGCCCGCGCCGCCCCCAUGUGACCCGGUCCGACAUGGUGUCGCCUCCUCCCGGGGCGGCUGCGGCGGCGGCUCCGGCUCGGCUCUGCGUCGGGCCGGGCCCGCGGCCGCUCAUGGGCAGCCAGGGCCACCCGGGGCCGCCCGGGAACUGCGGGCCCGGCGAGGGCGAGGGCGGGGAGGCGAGGAAACUGCAGGAAGGGAGGGUCGCGAGGGGGAAGCGAAGGAAGGGGAAGGGGAAGGGAAAAGCGGGAGCGGGGCAAGGCGGAAGAGGAAGCGGGGCGGAAGGGAAUCCGGGGCCGCAGAAGGCGAAGGAGGCAGCGGGGCUGGGGGCCGAGGCGGGAGCUAGCGCAGGCCCGGGGGAGGAAGGAGAGGGCUGCGGAAGCGUGGAGGAAAGGGAGAGAAGGAUCGUACGCGGAGAUGCGGGGAGCGCAGGGGCGGGGAAGGAGGCCAGAGGAAGAGGUGAUGGCAAGAAGGAGGAAUGGAGGGUCAGGCCUGGGCGGCGGGAGGACACCAGGCCGGGGAGAGCACAGGGACGAGGGGGUCAGGCUUGGGGCUGCAUCGCGGGGGCUGGGGCGGCGGGGGAGGCCAUGGCGGCGGCGACCGAGGAGGAGGCGGCGGCCCGGGAGCCGGCCGGCCGCCCCGCUGCGGGGCCCGCGCUCUUGCGCCUGCCGGAGGAGCUGCUGCUGCUCAUCUGCUCCUACCUGGACAUGCGGGCCCUCGGCCGCCUGGCGCAGGUGUGCCGCUGGCUGCGGCGCUUCACCAGCUGCGACCUGCUCUGGCGCCGGAUAGCCCGGGCCUCGCUCAACUCCGGCUUCACGCGGCUCGGCACCGACCUGAUGGCCAAUGUCCCAGUGAAGGAACGGGUGAAGGUGUCUCAGAACUGGAGGUUGGGGCGCUGCCGAGAGGGGAUUCUGCUGAAGUGGAGAUGCAGUCAGAUGCCCUGGAUGCAGCUAGAGGGUGAUUCUCUGUACAUAUCCCAGGCUAAUUUCAUCCUGGCCUAUCAGUUCCGCCCAGAUGGUGCCAGCUUGAACCGUCGGCCCCUGGGAGUCUUUGCUGGGCAUGAUGAGGACGUUUGCCACUUUGUGCUGGCCAACUCGCAUAUUAUCAGUGCAGGAGGAGAUGGGAAGAUUGGUGUUCAUAAGAUUCAUAGCACCUUCACUGUCAAGUACUCGGCUCAUGAACAGGAGGUGAACUGUGUGGAUUGCAGAGGGGGCAUCAUCGUGAGCGGCUCCAGGGACAGGACGGCCAAGGUAUGGCCUUUGGCAUCAGGCCGGCUGGGGCAGUGCUUACACACCAUCCAGACCGAAGACCGAGUCUGGUCCAUUGCUAUCAGCCCAUUACUCAGCUCUUUUGUGACAGGGACGGCCUGUUGCGGGCACUUCUCACCCCUAAGAAUCUGGGACCUCAACAGAUUAAAGGGGAGAGCUCCUCAGUCAUUCCUGAAGGCCUCACUAAUGGAAGGGGCAGGGCCCCCAAAUCUGGAAGGAAGGAGAACUGUGGAGCAAAACAGCCCCCACCCGCCUCUAGGGAAGAUGGUGGCUCCACUGAGGAGAAGGGAGGUUAAGGGUCAGAGUCUGUGUGAGCCGAGAGGCCUGGAGCUGAAGUCCGCUUUCACACACAUGGCUGACAGCGUCUGCCUCAGCCCUUUGGUGAACACUGCUUGUGAGACCACGAUGUCCUCCUCCCCACCCACCCCCACCCCCCCCCCCCACCAGGGCCUCUUACCUGGGUGUCCCUGGGAAGUGCUCAGGGCCUUGUUUCUCUUGUCAUGCAUGCAAGGGAGCCUAGUAUCUCUUGGGUGAAACUGAGGGAUAGGGCCUGGAGGGUGCCCCUCUUCUUCAUUCCCCUCUGUCGUUCGGCAGAAACUCACUGCUUCUACCGUUCCCUAGCCACAGGGAUUAGCGGGUGCACUUGAUGUUGAGGGGUGGUUGCUAGGGCCAGAAGGCCCCCCUACAUGGUUGCUAGGGGUCUGGCAUCAGGGCGAGGGGUCUGCCCACUGCCGCGGUCACGGAGGGAAUUACACAGUCACAAAGAAAUUGUUCUUCUCGGUAAUCUGCUCUCGGCCACCGGGAGGGGCGAGGGUGGGGGAGCAUGCUGGAGCCCAGCAGGCUGGGGGCUGUGAUCACACAGGCGUGCUAGCCGCGGGCUGGGGGCCAGCCGGGCCAGGAACACCAGGGACCAGCCCGCUAAGCUGCUUUCUCAGCGAUUUCUCUCCCCAGACACAAAGGUGUUUACUUGUUUUAACAUCUCCUGGGACUCCCCUUCUCCCUUUGUGUGGUCUUUAUCCCCAAUGAGGUUUGAGCCCCAGAUUACAGGCGGGAAUUAAGGCAUUGGACUCAGGCAGCUCAGAACCGCCUGACCUGCAGGAUCAAGAAGUAUAAAGUAACCGAGUGUGUGUGUGUGCACGGAAGGGGGGCCGGCCCCUCAGCCAGGCCCAUUCUUCCUCCUGAGGAGCGGCAGCCAGGCAGCGAGCAGGUGUGAUCAGGGGCUGCUGGGCUGAGGCCUUUAGCUGGGGGAGGGGCAGGCACUGGGGCUGGGGUGACAGUGGGCACCCCAGGCAUUUCCUCCCUUGGCCCUUUCCUAAGGGAGCCUGAUUUUAGCUCAGGAGCGAGAGCUGCAUUUCCUCAGGGACUGAUGCCACUGGGUUAAAAGCAGAUGUGGGGGCUAAGGGGAGGGGACGGCCGCUCAUCCUCUACCC
Acinonyx jubatus (cheetah) is the source of this 2777-nucleotide messenger RNA. RefSeq names its product F-box and WD repeat domain containing 4 (gene FBXW4). Gene Ontology annotation, cellular component: SCF ubiquitin ligase complex. Gene Ontology annotation, biological process: SCF-dependent proteasomal ubiquitin-dependent protein catabolic process. The coding region runs from base 115 to 1881 and encodes 588 amino acids. Lineage: Eukaryota; Metazoa; Chordata; Mammalia; Carnivora; Felidae. The record is from RefSeq and is a predicted model, not a curated record. The transcript has 8 exons. Gene Ontology annotation, molecular function: protein binding.